Messenger RNA from Nezara viridula (southern green stink bug), 3346 nucleotides. Lineage: Eukaryota; Metazoa; Arthropoda; Insecta; Hemiptera; Pentatomidae. The record is from the annotation of a GenBank genome assembly.
CGAACUGUUAACAAGGUUAUGAGGCUGUAUAAUUGAAAACGCUUAAAGUGCUGUGUUUAUGUUCGAGCAACAAGGUUUGAAUUUGAAAAAUGUUUACAAGAUAAAAAAUUUAAUCAUUUAAAAAUCAUUGAAGAUGCUUACAAAUUACAAGAAUGAAAGGUUGGGAAAAUAUAAAGUGGAACAAGUUUGAGGAUUUUAUAAUGGAUUCAUUGCAAUUCAGAACUAUUUGAUGACAUCUACAAAGAUGGAAACAGUGUAUAGAACUCUGUGUUCUAACACUAAUAACAUUGCAGUUUGGAGUUCCAGACUUAUAUAUGUCAAGAGAUUUCAACCUGGAUGUUUAUGCAAGUGAUUGCAUUUAUCAAAAUGCAUAGCCCAAAAAGAUUAAAAAUAACAGACGUAAACCCUCAUCUGAUAUGUGUUUUGUGUGGUGGUUAUUAUAUUGAUGCUACUACAGUAAUCGAGUGCCUUCAUUCAUUUUGCAAGAGUUGUAUUGUUAAGUAUUUGGAAAAAAACAAAUACUGCCCCAUCUGUGAUGUGCAGAUACAUAAAACAAACCCACUUCUGAAUAUAAGAACAGACAAAACUCUUCAAAAUAUUGUGUAUAAAUUAGUACCGUCACUGUUCAAAAAUGAAAUGCAAAGAAGAGUUGAAUUUUAUCAGAAACAUCCCGAGGCUUUACCUGCCAAUCCUGAACAAAGAGGUGAAGUCUCAGAUAAUACAUUGGUAUUAUUUCCUGAUGAGCUACUUAUAAUAUGCCUGGAGUAUCAUAAUGUUCAAUCUAACCAUCAGGUGAAUAAAAGGUAUCUGCAUUGCCCAGCUGCUUUAACAAUAUCUCAUCUUAUAAAGUUGAUAAGAGGGAAAUUUGGUUUACAUUCUGGACAUCAAGUUAAUAUAUUUUAUAAAGAUGAUCCUCUGAUGGAACACAUCACUCUCAUGGACAUUGCUUAUACUUACCAGUGCCGUAGGAAAAUCCCUAUUCAUCUAACCUACAGAAUAUUAGAAUUAAAAAAGAAGACAAUAAGAAUAAUUGCAAAAGAACCCAAGAAAGAAAGUAACAAAGAGGAAAAGCUGCUGGUAGAAAGUGAAUGGAAAGAAGUGCAGUUACAAAUAAGUGAGAAUGGAGUGAUGAGCGUGCGUAAUGUUGAAAACAGUGAGUGCUCUCCAAUACCUGGCUUAGAGGCACCUCCUAUUUGCAGUCCAUCUCUCUUGCCUCCAUCAAAGAACAUGAACCAUCUUUGCAUGACAAGUGUGUCUAACACUAUCGUCAGCCAAGGAUUAACUUCCAUUACUCCUCCAGAGAUUGCCACUGCGGUUUCAUCUCGUAGUGUAGUAGCACCAGUUUCUGCUGUUGUUACUUCUUCAAAUGGAGCUCCACCAUUAAUGAAUUGUCUUCUCCCAGGUAACAGUGAAGUAGGUGCUUUUCCUGUCCCGAUUACUUCUUCAGCUACUAGUACAACAUUGUCUGUUAAUUCUACUGCUCCAUCACCUGUUGCAGUUCCUUCAUCCUUAUCAUUAGUUACUACAACUAGUGAAGUUAAGGCACCCUGUGUCAUGUUUCCAACUUCGGUAACUACUUCUGACCUAACUGUUGUUGCUCCAUUGACUAUUAAUCAGCCUACUACAUCAACACCUCCUUUAAGUAUGGCAAUGGCAACAAAAACAGUCUCAGGAACAUUACCAUUGCCUUCGCACUCUUUAGAACCAUGUACAGUCAGUGUGACAACAACUAUGGCUGCAAUGAAACCGACUACUAAUAUUGUCCAAACCAGUUAUCCUAUAAUGUCAACUCCCAGACCCCCGACAGAGCCAAUAGUCAGUGUGAGUAAAGUAAGUAAAGAUCAAGUUAGGAAGGCAAAUAGUGUGAUUGAAGUUAAUAAGUUAAGUAUCAGUAGAGUUCCACCUGGUGGAAUGAAAGAAAAAGGUGAUGUUUUAAAUAAAAUAGUCAACAAAUUGAGUCCGAAUGAAAGAGUUAUUGGGAACACCUCUGUUACAAUAAGACCUGUUACAAAUACAAAUAACCCAACCAAAUUAUAUCCAGGACCAAAACCUAACUCUGGUCUACCCAAUCCUGGUGUUGCAGUCAGUAAAGAAAAACCUCAACCAACUGCUAAGUAUAAAACUUUGAAAUCCCCAACCAAGCAGUGGAACCCUAGUAUUGAUAGGUCUACGGUGUUGAUGAAACAAAACUCAGACCAAUCUAAACCAGCUAGAUUUUUCAAAAUGAGGAAUAUGCCUAGGUUUCUAGGAAAUCCAGCAUCUGGUGUCAAGCCUUUGUAUGCGUGUCCUGAAGAACCUAUUUCUUCUCAGCAAAAACAAAAACUUACGCUUAUGAAAGUGGACCCUAAAACAAUACCAACUAGUUCGAUACCAAGAUCUCCUACAAAACAACCCCCACCUUACACUCCAGGGUCUCCAAAAUUGUCCAAGCAGCCUCCUACUUUCAGUGAUCCUAAACCUUAUUUGAGCCCUCGCAUGCCUCCUAGCCCUGCCCACUCUGCUAGUUUUAUCUCCCCUAAUCCUUAUCACCUUUUAUAUAGUGGUUACCCUGGUUUCUCUCCUGACCCAAACAGGAUGCUCUCUCCAGAACUUAUACGAUCUAUGUGUGCCUAUCAUCCUUCUCUCAACCCUUCAAUAGGAAUGUUGUUUAAUCCAAUACACACCUUGCCACGUCCCCAGGAUACAUUUAAGCCUGAACAAACUCCUGCUGUUCAGAGGAUACCACCAUCUAAAACGGAAACUCCCCCACCUCCAAAAAUAAGUGAUGAAAAGAAACCAUUACCCUUGCCAAGUCCUAGUGACAACAGCAAGUGUACACCUCCUCCUCCUUCCCCUAAAGAUGACAAUAAAGCACAUCUAUCAGUGUCUGAAGCCUCAAAAGUUGUACCGCAAACUACAGAAGCACCCUCUCAAAUAUUGAAAAGUGUUGAGGUCAGAGAAAAUCAUACAAACUCAGCAAAAACAGGAGAAAAGACAAAUGCUGUUGAUAAUAGUUUAGUGAAAAUGAACUGUGAUGAAAUAAAUAUUAACAAUAAUAUUUCUAAAGAAUCUCACCCUUCCCAAAAUUCUGAAGGAGUAACUAGAACCGAGUGAUAAUAACUUGCUCAAGUUUUCAAUUGAAUUAAUUGUUUUUCCAAUUUUAAGAAAAUAUAUAUAUAUAGUCAGUAUGUUCAAUGUAAAUUAUAUUUAAGUUCAAAAGCCAUUAAAAGUAUGUAAUUAUUUUUCAUGUUGAAAAUAAAGUAUAGUUGUAUUUAUUAUAAAUAAUAGUUAGUCGAAUAUUGUUUUAAUUUGUAUAUAUUUACUUGUUAUUGUUUUAAGUAGUUUUAAAACAUAAUGACAAUCCGUG